AUGCGCAAAUCGGUUCAUAUUAGUAAAGUCAUCGAUAUCGGGAAUGGUAUCGUGAAAUCUGCCCUGAGGCUUGCGACCGAGAUUGUCUGGGUCGACGAGCAACUCGCUGAUGGAGUGCGACUUUUUCAAGCCGUCGUUCUUGUUGGUCUGCCAGCCCUUGAGCGCAUCGUAGAUUCGCCGCUCCGGCACGACGUGUCUGACGAGCGAGCUGUUUGCACGCAGCUUAUCGAUUGUUUCUCGGUAUCACUUGCCACUGCAGCAGAUCACUCUUACUGUACUCAUCCAACAACGAUUCUAUCAGACUAUAAUGCUCUUUCUGAUCGUAAUACUUAUUAA
Molecule: messenger RNA, 336 nt
Organism: Heterostelium album PN500
Lineage: Eukaryota; Evosea; Eumycetozoa; Acytosteliales; Acytosteliaceae
Exons: 2
Coding region: 1-336 (111 amino acids)
Source: RefSeq, a predicted model, not a curated record